CGACUACUACUGCUGUUAGCGAGGAAGUAUCACCCGGGGCCGAGAUGACCAGGCCGGACGGGAUGGACAUCGACGAGCAUGAAUCAAGCGAGUCAAAGACAGCCGUCGACGACAACGAAUCGGGCAUAACAGACGCCUCACAUCUCUCCUCCGACCAAAUAGUCAAACUACUCAUCGACGAAUUCGGUUCGCUCACAGUAGACGAACACGACACGGAACAACUCAUCUGGGAAAUGGACGGCGCGUACCUGCAGGAGAUCGCAAUCCUUGGUAUAGUCCACCUCACAUCUCACCGCCUCGCGUUUCACGCUUCUUUACUCUCUACACGACCGGACCUCCUUCCGGAGAAGCAAAUUAUCCGAAGAGGACCUGUUACGAUUCAUCGACGCGGUUUGCGUAGGAAGCGGCGUGUGUGGCUCGAGUUGUCCCAUGAUAUGCUUACUUGUUUCCCGUCGAGUAAGGAGGAGGAUCGUAUGAGACCUCUGUGGUCUUGCUUGUUAUCCUCAAUCAAGAUGGUCUAUCCUGAAGACGAGGGAAACAAGAAGACUCUCAGGUUUGAGUUUGGUGUCGACAAGAUGUGCUCUACCAAUUCGCAUGCCGAGUUCGAUACGGAGGAAUCUGCGCGUGAAUGGAGACGUGAACUGCAAGGUGCAAUUUAUAUGAAUCGGCAUGGACGCGUAGAUUUUCUGUCCCGUAGAAGUGAGGAUGAGACGCGUGGCGUACAAAUCAGCAUACCCCUAAGUCGUGUCAAGAGUUUCUCAACGCGUAUGGCUCUGAAAUACGCGAACAUGGUUAACAUGGAGCUGUCUUCGGGUAGAGGACAGACAAGUAUUUCCGAGAGCGAUAUGGAAGGGCGAACUAUUGAGAUUGGGGUUGCGCGACAGACGCAUAGUUGGGAUGACUUUGGUAAACGGGUUGAGGCGGCGAGGGGACGGGAGCGCCGUGCUGGUGUACGAAUUCCACCCAAAGUUAUCGUCGAUUUUGGUGCGUUGAGUUUCCUCGAGCGAAAUCAGGAUGUGAGAAAGGUAGAGGAUAGCAAGGAAGAGGCAAUACGGAAUGCUCUUGGCCUUGGUGUAGAGACCGAGAUUUGGUAUACUCGUGCAAGUAUCGCUCGUAGCAUUGCAUCCACAGGGUAUCUUGCGAUUUCCAAGCACUACGUUGGGUAUUGGACGAAGUGCCUAUCCAUUAAAGAUGCGAAAUACCGCUUCCCGAUCAGCAAAAUUGCUGGUGCCCGUCCGAAUUACCGAUAUGUUCCGCGGGUCUUUGGACUGAUACUCGACUUGCGCGAACAUCCUUCCAUGUAUUUUGAUUUCUACUCGGAGGAACGACGUGACGAGGCAAUACGGCGAAUCACAGAUGCUGUCGAGGCUCAUCGCUCGCCUGCAUCCAUCGGAUCACCAGUCCGUAAUAAUUCCACUAGUACAAGCUCCGGCACAGGGACGAGCGCAACAACAGCCUCCAUGCCCGUCCCAGUCCCAACCGUCUCACACGUCCUCUCUCCACUUUCACGUACAAUCGACCGCGCAACUUCCAAACGCUUCGCAAUGACGGAUAUCCCAUUACUACCCAAAGUGAUUAACCUACCCGCGGGUACACUCCCGCGAGCAAGCUCGAUGCACUUUGUGUGUCUUACAAUUGGUUCGAGGGGAGAUGUGCAGCCAUAUAUCGCUCUUGGGCGGACUCUCCUUCAGGAGGGUCAUAGUGUGUCGAUUGUUACGCAUGCGGAGUAUAAGGAGUGGGUUGAGGGGUGGGGGAUUAGGCAUCGGACGGCGGGUGGAGACCCGGGUGCGUUGAUGAAGUUGAGUGUGGAGCAUAAGAUGUUUUCGCCUCAGUUUUUUAAGGAGAGCCUUGGCAAUUUCCGGACAUGGUUAGAUGAUCUUUUAGCAGAUGCUUGGGAACAAUGUAAAGAUGCAGACGUCCUUCUGGAGAGCCCAUCUGCUAUGGCUGGUGUACACAUUGCAGAAGCUCUCAAUAUUCCUUACUUCCGAACUUUUACUAUGCCUUGGACAAAGACGACAGAAUUCCCGCAUCCCUUCCUUAGUCCGCCCGUAGAAUUGGCUCAUUUUAAUGCUUCUACAUAUAUUCUAUUCGAUAAUGUAUUCUGGAGUGCGACUGCUGGACAGAUUAAUCGAUGGAGACGAAAUACUUUACAUAUCGGAAAUACGGACAUGGGCCAUCUCGCACAGUCCAAGAUUCCCUUCAUAUAUAAUUUCUCGCCUUCGGUUGUUCCGAAGCCGUUGGACUGGGGAGAUGCUAUCACCGUGUCUGGAUACUGGUUCCUCGACAACCCUGACUUAAACUGGUCACCACCGAGCAACCUUCUUCAAUGGAUGGAGAAAGCACGAGAAGACGAGAAGCCAAUCGUGUACAUCGGUUUCGGAAGCAUAACCGUACCAAACCCACCAGCGAUGACGCGUAGUAUCGUCAAAGCAGUAAAGAAGAGUGGCGUUCGGGCGAUCAUCUCGAAAGGGUGGUCAGCGCGAAUGAGCAAGUCCGAUGAGCCUGAGUUUGAGUUUCCGCCGGAAUGCUAUUCCAUUGACAAGAUUCCACAUGACUGGCUCUUUCCGCAAAUCGAUGCAGCUCUUCAUCACGGUGGCGCGGGUACGACUGGCGCUAGUCUACGUGCAGGUAUCCCAACGCUUGUCAAGCCAUGGUUCGGUGAUCAAUUCUUCUGGGCUUCACGUGUGCAGAAGAUAGGGGCAGGUCUGAGAGUGUCGAGCUUACAUUCGUCGGAGCUUGCUAAUGCACUUGUGAGAGCGACGACUGAUCGAGUGAUGAAGGAACGAGCAGCGGCUGUAGGUGAGAACAUUAGACAGGAGAGCGGCGUGCAGAACGCUCUGCAUGCUAUUUACACCUACCUUGAUCGUGCAGGGCGCGUCAGGACGACUCUAGAUUGAAUCGAAGUUAUUAUGAUUAAAUUUUAUUAUCCACUUGCUGCUUUACAAUACGCCGUUUUGUUGUCUGUGUUUUUUUCCCUUUAACAUUAGUGUUAUUCGUGUUCCAUUUUGUCUAUUUGUUGCAUUACCCUUUCUCAUAUCACUGUCGCCCCAUCACUUAUACGACGUACAAGCACUAUUUACACGUCUGUAU
Messenger RNA from Fomitiporia mediterranea MF3/22, 3090 nucleotides. Its product is annotated as UDP-Glycosyltransferase/glycogen phosphorylase. Lineage: Eukaryota; Fungi; Basidiomycota; Agaricomycetes; Hymenochaetales; Hymenochaetaceae. Gene Ontology annotation, biological process: carbohydrate metabolic process. Gene Ontology annotation, molecular function: UDP-glycosyltransferase activity; hexosyltransferase activity. The transcript is spliced from 20 exons. Bases 45 to 2897 code for a protein of 950 amino acids. The record is from RefSeq and is a predicted model, not a curated record.